Clavispora lusitaniae ATCC 42720 is the source of this 1278-nucleotide messenger RNA. It is a transcript of the gene BUD22, whose product is annotated as Bud22p. Gene Ontology annotation, cellular component: nucleus; 90S preribosome. Gene Ontology annotation, biological process: maturation of SSU-rRNA. Lineage: Eukaryota; Fungi; Ascomycota; Pichiomycetes; Serinales; Metschnikowiaceae. The record is from RefSeq and is a predicted model, not a curated record.
AUGAAACAUAAAAAAAAUGAGCUCUGGAAGCUCGAUGUUCUCGAGUCGAAAUUCACACAGUCUGCUCCUCGCUUUAGCUCUACGAAAAAGUUGCUUCAUGCUCGCAACAAUGCCCAACUUCUCAAAAAGCUUCCCCAUUCUCCACAAGAAGCUUUCGCUAUGAUCGCCUCUUUAAAGCUGGAUUUGUUUGUGCAAAAAUGGCACGGCUCUCAUAAAAAGUUACUCCGUGAAAUCCAGCGUAAAGUCAAGCAUGAUAUGCGCCUGUGGAAAGACCAGAAACUGCUUCAACAGUUUUUCGACAACCCAGAAAACUCGGAACACUUAGUCUCUUCCAAGUUGGCCAAAAUCGUGUCUGCUGCCAUACUCACAUCCAAGGAACUGAAACAGAAUCCUCCCGCAUAUGUUCUGAACGACGUCCAGCAGAUAAUCCUGGACAAGACGGACCCUAGAAACCCAUCACAGUUUUUCAAGAACCAUUGCCAAAACGAUAAAACUCUCAAUGGAUACGUUUCAUCGUUGUGGAAUGACAAACAAAUCAAACCUUUGGUGGGCCAAAUCGAUUGGUCUUUUCGCAAAAUCAGAGGGAACUUGACAGCUGCAGAGAAAAAUGCCCAUGCUGCACUCACUAAAAAGAAAACCAAACAUGAGGAUGACGAUGAUUUGGACGAUAUGGUUGGAUCCAGUUCCGAGGAAGAGGAAGAGGAAGAAGAGAACGAGAACGAUAACGAGAACAGUUUUGGUGGCUUUGAAGAUGAAGAAUUGGAAGAGAAGGAUUCGGAUGACGAAGACGAUAGCUCGGAAAAUGGUGGCUCUGACGAUGAAGAUUUUGCUGAUGCUGAUUCUAAAUCCGUAGAGGCAAGCUCCAAGAAAGAAAAGAAGAAAAUCGUUUUACCCCUGUUGGCAACAGGCUACUUUUCGGGUGGAUCAGAUGAUGAAGAGGACGUUGACAAUGAUAAGAUAGUCAAGGCUGCAACCACUGUUCGUAAAAACAGAAGAGGCCAGCGGGCAAGACAAAAGAUUUGGGAAAUGAAAUACGGCAAUAAGGCUGCACAUUUACAGAAAGAACAGCAGCGGAUUGCUAGCGAAAGAGAACAGAGACAGAAGGAGUUCGAAGAAAGACAACGAAAGAGAGAGGAGAAGGCAAACAUGGCCAAGGAGAAGGGAGAAAAGACCAAUGCACCUUCUGCUCAAAAAAUGCAUCCUUCAUGGGAAGCCAAGAAGAAGGAAGAGGAGCGUUUGAAUGCCAAGUUCCAGGGAAAGAAAAUCACGUUUGAUUAG